UUAUCUUACGGGGGGGGAAAAAAAGUGUGUUUACCAGCUGCGUAGUGUAAUAACUGUUUCAUUGACAAAGAGGCGAACGUUUGUUUGAAUCUACAAACAUGGAUAAGAAAUCAUUUGAUAUCGUCUUGGAUGAGAUAAGAAAGUGCGUCCUGACCGAUCAGCGGAUCAAAGCCAUAGAGCAGGUGCAUGGGUAUUUCUCCAGUGAGCAGGUGAUGGAGAUACUGAAGUACUUCUCAUGGGCAGAGCCACAGAUUAAAGCAGUUAAAGCUCUGCAGCAUAAAAUGGUUGCAAUCCCUACAACCAAAGUUGCAAAUAUCCUGAAUUGCUUCACCUUCUCCAAGGACAGACUGAUUGUCCUGGAACUAAUAGCUUUGAAUAUUUCAGAUGCUCAGAAUUAUCGUCCUGUGGAGGAUCUGUUUCGCAUACACUUGUCGGAGAAGAAGCGUGCUCGCAGGAUACUGGAGCAGGUGUGUAAGGUUGGCUGCAAGGCUCCUGUAGCCAUGAUCUCCUCCUGUGGUAUAAUACCAGGAAACCCAUACCCUAAAGGCAGACCCAGCCUGGUCAGUGGCACAUUUCCUGGAAUCCCUCCAGUAAAGAAGGAAGGCGAGAAGAAAGAUGACACAUCUAACAAUCUGGAGAUGAAAGGAAUUGCUUCUCGGAUAACUGGACCAUUCAAACCUUUUCCUUCAACCUACAACCCUCAUCGGCCUGUGCCCUACCCUAUACCACCGUGUCGACCCCAUGCUACCAUCGCACCAAGUGCGUACAACAACGCAGGCCUUGUUUCUAUGGGAGGGGUUAUAACAGCCAACGUGCCCCCUCCCCCCUACAGCUCCACCCACAAAGUAGCAGGUUACGCCAAACCAGGCAAUCCGCAGAACACCACACCUGGAGUCAACAGCGGGCCCCUCCUUAUUCCUCAUGGGUCCACGCCUUCUACCCCUGUCCCACCCCACGCUUCUCCCGCUCAGCCGACUCCCACAACCCCGAUCACACCGGUUUUCCCCGGCAUGGUGCCCUCUCACAACCCCAGUGCCCCCUCUCCAUCCCCCGCUCCAUCCCCCUCUGUGAUCAAAGCAGGUCCACACACCCCCAGUGGCCAUGCUACACCUACACCCUCAUCUGUCAUUAAAGCCCACACCCCUUCAGGCACUCCUUGUGGAACUCCUGUCCCGGGUAGCUUCUCCUCUUCCCCCUUCCAUGUCGUUUCUCGACCAGGCACCCCUGCUACCUCCCGCGGCAUCACUGACACCUUAAGUCAGACGACGAACUCCAUGGGCUCAACUCAGCAGAAGGUUUUUUCCACAGACCACCAGUCAGGACACACCCACCCUGGCAUACACCCACAAGCAGGUAACCCCCCUGGGUCAGUGAUCCGAAGUUACACCCCAUCUGGAUCAUCCACUCCAGUUAUUCCGAGCUGUUCCACCCCAGGUCUCAGUCCCAAACCCUCCCCGGUUCAUUCUGCGCAGGUUCAGGCCGCCAUGGCUGCGGCUGGAGUCCUGAACCGACACACUGGGGGUUGUAACAGUGGCAGUAACAGCCCUGUGCCCUCUGCCUUUAAGGGCACCUCCCGCUCUGGAACACCGUCUGUUAGCUCUCUGGUGGUGCCGGGUUCUGCGCAGGCUGCUCUGGCACGUUCCUUCGCCCUGGCACACCCCUCAGGUUCUCCUCAAGUCUCUCUCUCUAGUCCUGUCGGAAUCCCCGGCCUCCAAGCUCUGUCCUCUAGCCCAGCACCCUCUCAUUAUCCUGGUCUGUCCCCCUUUUCCUCCCUUUCUUCCUCUCUCCCUCCUUCCACAAUGUCUGCAUCCAUGCCCGCCAUGCCUCCCACCAGCAACAUUUCUAACCAUCCACAAACCUCCAUCUACCAAGGCCUGGCUCCCAACGCUGCCGUCAGUGCAGCCUCUCCUUUCGGUCUGGGCCUCACCUCUGCCUCCUCUAUAUUCUCAGGCCUUCAGCCAGGCCAUAGCCCCGGUGCCUUCCCAGGGUUGGGAGUUUCAGGAGGGCAUGGUGCUGGGAGCCCUGUGUUGUCUUCAUUCAUGGGUCUGCCAGGGGCCACUCCAUCGUCAGUAGCGUCGGUGGCACCACUGCAGGCAGCCGCAGCGGCGGCAGCAGCGGCCGCAGCUGGAGUUCCAUCUUCAUCGCCAGUUUUACCAGGCUUUGCAUCUGCUUUCAGCUCCAACUUCCAGCCUGGGUUGAGCAGUGGACUUCAGGGCCCAGGAGGGAGCGCGUUCCCCAGCUUGCUGUCCUUCCCUGGGGUGCCAGGCUUCUCUCCCUCAGCCUCCCCUGCGGCGCUCGGAGGCCUACACAACCCAACCAUGCAGUCUGCUCUGCUGCAGGCUCAUCCCUCAUCUGCUUUGGAGAACUUUGCUCCUCAGCCCAACAGCUUCACCAACUACGCUCCAGGCCCCGGAAACCCCUUCCCCAUCCAACCAGGCCUGCACCCCCAGUUGGGUUGGCAGUGAAACCCCACAUAACACUUUGAAACACAUUGAAACACAGAGAACGCAUAUGCUGACACCUAUCCUACCCUACCCCUCAGCAGUAGACACAUUGCCUUGAACCCCGAGGAGCACAGGGCUGAUUGGAGAGAUUCAGUAAUGUGUAUGUUACAGCCAAGUAAGGAGGAACACUGUUGUGGGGGGAGGGGGUGGCGGAUGACUUAUAUUAUUCAUAGUGAACAGUUGUAAAUAUCAGUUGUCAAAGUUGUUAGAUUUUACAAGUAGACUGUGACUGGUUUUAAUGUUAGCUGGACUUGGCUGUUUUUAAUCAAGUUUAUCAACAUUUAUUAGUGAAUAAUGAAUUAUAGAAAAUAAAAAAAAAUGUACAUGAUAUCAUGUAAUGACUUGACAGUAUCCUCAUGUAGUAUUUCACGUCCAGUCUCUGGAAAGGGCAUGCUUAUGAUACUGAUUGAUUGUCCUGAACUGAAUAUUGUAUUAUGACAUGAAAUAUUUUGAAGCAGGCACACCAUGAAUAUUUUGAAUCCUUGUGCUGCGUCAAGGGUGGGAGUGUUGUACACAUAAACUUGCAUACGGCAGUUCUGCUCCUGUUUGUGUUAUUUUCAGUGAACGCACACUUGUGGCUGUCAGCAGUUUACAUUUUGUAUGUUUACAAAGUUCUUUUUGACAGAUGUCACCCUGCUUGUACUGUUAUUACAGUAUUCAACCAAACGUUGCUGAGAACAACUUGAAGCAUUCGUUGAUUUGAUAUGUGGACUUGUAAAAUGUCUGUUUUCUUCAGUAAGGCUUAGCAACAUAGUGAAAACUGUAAUUUUACUUCAUUUACUGUACACCUCAGUACACUCAGAAAGAGUUACAUUAUUGUUUGAGAGCAAUAGACUCGUUUGUUACACUGUGUUGUUUUCGUCUUUUUUGCCCUUUUUUUUUGUAUUUGAACCUGUUUUAUUAUUUUGUCAGUAAACUGCUGGUUGCUGUAGCUCUAUCUCUAUUCUGUCUGAUGCCAUGGCUGGGAACAUUGCAUGGAAAAGAACUUUUACUCACUCACAAUUAAAAAUAGUUGAAGGGUGUAAAAAGGUGUAACAAUCA
Morone saxatilis (striped sea-bass) is the source of this 3545-nucleotide messenger RNA. It is a transcript of the gene proser1, whose product is annotated as proline and serine rich 1. The record is from RefSeq and is a predicted model, not a curated record. The coding region runs from base 99 to 2465 and encodes 788 amino acids. The transcript is spliced from 12 exons. Lineage: Eukaryota; Metazoa; Chordata; Actinopteri; Moronidae.